Rhopalosiphum padi (bird cherry-oat aphid) is the source of this 5014-nucleotide messenger RNA. RefSeq names its product calsyntenin-1 (gene Cals). Gene Ontology annotation, molecular function: X11-like protein binding; amyloid-beta binding; calcium ion binding. Bases 454 to 3366 code for a protein of 970 amino acids. Gene Ontology annotation, cellular component: cell surface; postsynaptic membrane. The transcript is spliced from 15 exons. Gene Ontology annotation, biological process: positive regulation of synapse assembly; positive regulation of synaptic transmission; homophilic cell-cell adhesion. Lineage: Eukaryota; Metazoa; Arthropoda; Insecta; Hemiptera; Aphididae. The record is from RefSeq and is a predicted model, not a curated record.
UCGGCGGCGGAGUAGGAAGAGGAGGAGAGUCCACCACCGCCGCCGCCGCCGUCGACGUCGUCGUUCUUGUAAUGUAACGUUGUACGAGUGUAUCGUGUAUGGUGAAUCGUGAGUGCGUGCGUGUGCUACUUGAUUUUUUCUCGUUUUUUUUCUAUGUCAGUGUAUAGUUUCGCUUCUCCGCGUGCGUGUACGCCGUCCGUUUUUACUGCCGAACGUCGGAAUUCUGUUUUUCACGUGUAACCUAAGGGUUGUCAUAUACCGCGACCCUUGGGAAUUGUAUUAUUUUUUUUUUUCAUUUUAGGUAGUUUGUUAUUAUAGUUUUUUUUUUUUUAUAUAUACAUAUUUUGUAAACAUCGUCAUUACCUAUGAGUUUUUAAUAAAUACGGUGAACUCCGUCUUGCGUUAUCCGUCGUAGUUUUUCCCCCCGGCCCAGACACCUGCAGUGUUAAAAAAAUGUCUUACAAGACGUCGACGUCGGUCGUGGUGGCCGUCGCCUUUGUCGCUCUGUUUGUCCCAUUCGUUUCCUGUUUCGACGAAAUCUUACCUAAAUUGGUGAUUGAUGAUAAACUUAGCGGAUAUCAUGGCUUAGUAAGAGAAAAUGAAACGUUAGUUGAAGUUGUUCCAGAAAUUUAUGCCAUUGGUGAUGUUUGUAAUUUUAACAUAGUUAAUAAACAUCACGGAGAAGCACCUUUUGAAAUUAUUCUUCGUCCAAAUGGUUAUGCUGAACUUCGAGCUCGUAAAACUUUAAAUUGUGAGAAACGUAAAACAUAUAAAUUUGAAAUUGCUGCAGUUUCAUGUUCUGGUCUGAUAUCUGAUAAUGUUACUGUGCAUAUAACUGUGGUUGACAUCAAUGAAUAUGCUCCGCUAUUCUUAGAUGCAUCUUAUGUUAAAGAUGUUGACGAAGGUCAGUUGUAUGAAGAGAUUUUACGAGUAGAAGCCACAGACCGUGAUUGUACUCCACGUUUUGGUGACAUAUGCAAAUAUGACAUACUUAAUGAUGAUCAACCUUUCACUAUUAACAAUGAAGGGAGUAUCAGAAAUACUGAACCAUUAGACUAUGACCAUAGUCAUAAUUACAUUUUGUCAGUUGUUGCUUAUGACUGUGGCAUGAAGCAGUCUGCUCCUGUUAUGGUCACUAUUAAGGUGAAUCGAAUUUGCAAACUGGGUUGGAAAAGUAUCCCAGAAGAAAUUGAUUAUUACCCUACUUCGGGUCGUAAAGAUUUAUUUCCUAAUGCACAGCUAAGACUAUGUGAUGAUCCAUGCCAUGUGAAAAAUGUUAAUGCUAAGCUGACUCUAGCAACAUCACAUAUCGGCAAAGGAUGUGAUCGUGAUACAUAUUCUGUCCAAAGCCAAAGAAAAUUAUGUGGAGCAAGUGAAGAAAGUGUAGAACUUUUACCCGCUAACCAUGUACCCUUAUCUGCUGGAAAUGCAAUUAAACAUGACGAAGGUCGUGAAUCUGAUCAGAUGUAUGAGUUUGAUGGUAGUAGUACUGCUGUUGCUAUACCCAAUGAUGUUCUUGAUCAUGGACUUUCAUCGGCAUUCACUAUUUCAACAUGGAUGAAACAUAAGCCGAUGCCACACCAAGAUAAGCAUGUUAAAGAACACAUUUUAUGUUCUGCUGAUGACCAUAAAAUGAAUCGUCAUCAUUAUGCUUGGUUUGUACGUAAUUGUCGUCUUAUAUUACUUUUGAGACGUGAUUUUUCGCAAGGAGAUCUGAACAUCUUCAGACCAGCUGAAUGGAGAUGGAAAAUUCCACAGGUAUGUGACAAUGAAUGGCAUCACUAUGCUGUUUCAGUACAAUUCCCCAAUGUUCAGUUAUACAUUGAUGGAGUUCUUUUUAAAACUGAAAACAAGAACCCUGAAGUUAUUGAUGAUUGGCCUUUGCACCCAACAAAGGGUAUUAAUACUACUUUGACUGUUGGAGCUUGUUGGCAAGGUUCAGAAAAUAAAAUGAAACAUCAUCUUCGAGGAUAUUUAGCGGGCUUAUCAGUACUUUUGCAUCAACUAGAGAAACCUGAAGUACUUGCAUGUUUACAUAAAUGUAAAGAAAGUCUUGAAGUUCCUGCAAUGGAGUUGUUGGAACCUGGAAUGGAACUACUAACUAACAGUGAGUUAACUGAAUUAUCAAUUGAGGGUGAUAACAAAACCAAUUUGGAAGUCUUGGUAAGGAAAAUUGGUUAUUCUAACAGUCGUGACUAUCCAACUCCUGGUAGACGUAAUCUUCACUUAACUACAUCUCUUAUUUGUGAUGGUGGUCGUGAAGUGAAGAUGCCUCCUGCUGAAAGUUAUAUAAUGGUCCACCGACCUCAACAACCUAAUAUUAUCAUUAACGGUACUAAUACAGUACCUAGGGAAUACCAUGAAUUUAGACAGGGUGUACAAGUUUUCCCUGAUCUUGCCAUUAGUAUUGAGCCAGAAAGUUAUGAUUAUGAAUCUAAAAACCCUGAAUUGACAAAUGUAUUAGAGCGUCGCAUUGAUUCCUGUAUAAUUUCUGUUUAUCCUUCACUGAAUCCUGAUCAUGAAACAUUAACCAUCCCUGCUGAUAUGUUGGCUAAAUUCGGAAUUUCGGCUAAAGUUUCAAAGGACGGUGUAGCUUUCAACAAUGCUGAUAUUGUAUUCCAUUAUCAAGAAGCUCUACGUGAUGUCCAUUACACCAACUUUAAGCCUGCAUACUACCUAAAUCGUCAAUUCAAAUUGGUGUGCUCGGAAAUGAAUGGAAGGUUUUUGAGCAAUGAAUACAUACAAACUUUGACUGUAAUCCAUCCAAAAUCUCCAACCAUUGCUUACACUACUACUACAACACUUCCAACAACUGCUCUGCCUGCUGCUUUAUUAGUAGAAGAAAAUGAUGCCGAACCAAAACCAGCUCAUGCUCAAAUAGUUCAACAUUCUGUAGAAUCAAAACAAGCACAAACCAUUUUUGGAAACUACUUGGACGGAUCUAUUGAUGAACGUGCACAAGCUAUUGUCAAUGGCGGUGGACAUGCUGUUACAAUUAUCAUUGUAGUGUGUGUUGGAUUUUUAGUUUUAAUGAUUACAUUAGGUAUUGUGCGUAUUAAGGCCGCCCACCAAAAAGCAUCUCAAGAUGAAGUCCAGGACACAGAAAUGGCUUGGGAUGACUCAGCUCUUAACAUUACCAUAAAUCCUAUGGAGCAAUUGGAAUGUGAUGGCAGUGGAUCAGCAGGUGGUGCGUUAUCAGCUGGCAAACAUAGGCAUGCUGAAAAUGAUGAUGAUUCUUCUGAUGACAAUAUGAGUUAUGAUUAUGACGAUAGCUCAGAUGAUGGUGGUGGCAAUGAAGAAGAUGAUGGUCUACACAGAGGCUGUGCACCUCGUUUAGAAUGGGAUCAUUCUACUAUGUCUAUCUAGGUCGUGUUUUAUUAUCAAAAAUCAUGCACACUUAUUCGACUUGCAGCACCUGACCUUUUAUAGGUUACAUGGUGAUUCUAUUUUUUAAUACUAAACAAAAAUCACUCUUUUUUUGCAUAUCUUUCGAAAACGCUUGACUAACGCGCUUUAGAAUAUUUGAAAUUCGUUUUUUAGACAUACAAGUUUUAAAUAAAUUAAAGAGUGGGGCGUUGUUGGGAGUCAAUCAGACUUAACUUAUUUUGCUGUCCUUAAGUUCAAAUAACUUACACUAUUAUUUGUUUGCACUGAUAUCAAUUUAUAUAUUAUGAUAAACAUGAUUAAAAUAAUAUGUAACAUUAUAAUCUUGACACUGUUCGCGCAACUAUCUAUUUAUUCUUAUAAUUUUUUUUUAUUAAUUUUAACUUGUUUUAUAAUUUUUUUUCAGACAUAUCCUAAAUUGUAUUAUUAUUUUAACUAGCAUUAUCCCCACUCUUUCUUUAAUUUAGUGUUCAUACAUAAAAUGUAUACAUAUAUAUAUAUAUAGAACAAUUUUUUUUAAAAAAAAAUGGAGAAGACUGUAAAUAAUGUAAAAAGAAAAGAAAAAAAAUUAAAAGGCUAAUAUUUGCAUUUUUAAUGUGCCAUUCGAUCAAUCAAUAUUAUAUGUUUAGUUUUAUAGUUUUGAAAGCUUUACAAAUCACAACCAUUAACAAUAAUGUUCUCCUCUUUACUCCAUAAUUCAUUCCAACGCACUUGCUUGUCGUCUUCUCAACACCUGAGCAGCCAACUUCUUGCCUAUGUUCGUGUUUCCAUUUAUAAAUUUGAUACCGUCCAAAUAGGUUUCCUUGUGAAUUUUUAUUUUUUAAAAAACUGUGUUUUUCAGUUUAGUAUUAUUGGUUGUGCAAUAAAGUACUUAAAUAUAUUAUAAUAAUAACAACAACUUUAAUGAUGAAACUAUUGUGCACCUUGUUACUUUGUCAGUGAUAUUUUUUUUUGUAUCAUCAUAUUAUGUGACACAAAUAUAAACUUGGUGAAUAUUUAUAAAUUUUCUUACUACGGAUAAAUAUCAUCUAAUCUUAUACUAGUUAAAAAAGUGAAUAAAUUAAUACAUAUUAUAUUAUGAUUUAUAUUGUUACAUAAUAUAUACAUUUUAUGUUUAUUCUAAUUUUUAUUCAAAAUAAUAACCAAUAAAUUAAUAACUACGAAAUACAUAAUGAAAAUAAAUUAUCAUUACCUUUAAAUACAUAUUUAAAAUCUAAAGAUUAUAAUAAAUGAAUUAAAAGUAUAUAAGAUUAUUUUUAUGUAAAUUUAGAGUAAAUUGUAAGAUUAUACACAUACAUUUUAAAAGUAUUAAUUAUAACAUCUUGCUUUGGUAUAUCAUAAGUAUAUAUUAACUAAUUAGGGUGUAGGUAGUGAUUGGUGGUAUUAUAAUAGUUAUUAUCUUUAAUGAUUUUAUUUUAUAGUAAAUGUAUUAUUAUUUUUAUCCUUUAUAACUAAUGAUUAUUAGUACAGUUAUAAUUUAAAUUGAUUUCUUCCUAAUCAAAGAAAAUACAAAUCAAUGUGCAAUAAUUUGUUAAACAUAUUUUCAGUAUUGUGUGUAUUCUUUAGAUAAUAUGCAAUGUAACAUUUUUUUUUUCUGCUAAUAUAAAUAAAACACCUACACCUGUUAUGA